AUGAAUUAUCAAGCAUCCAAUACGUAAUAGCUGCCACCAUAAUAUCAAAAUUUUUCUGGCUCUAUGUAUUCAUUCCAGUAGCAGUAGCCACAAUACUAGUAAGAAAACUAUCAAGUAAAUCCUUUCUCAUUUUUCGAGUCUCAGCGGAGCAUGUAACAAAUGCGGAUGCCUUCAGGUUAUUCUGCACAUUACCAGAAUAUUCAAGAGACUUUGUAUUAUGAACCGGGUGACGGAGAGAUAUUUGUAUAUUAUGAUGAUGUGGCAAACUUGCAGAAGAUGGUGACUUGCAUUGAUAUAUCCACGCUUUUCAAAGAAAAAAGAGCCAAAGCUAUAGCUAUUACUAAUUUCUUAGGUUAGGUUAGAAAUGCUAACAUAGUCCAAAUCUAUUCGCACUAAAUAAUUGAUGAAAAAUAUGUAUAUAUAGAAAUGGAGGUGCCUCAAAACUUGUCGUUGUGGAAGACCUUCUGCAAAAAGAAAUUUAUGCCUGAUGAAGUGUUCAACAUUAUUAAAUAGGUAGGAUAGGGACUUGAAUUCUUACAUAAUCUGUGUUUCACCCAUCGAGAUGUGCAUCCUAGCAGAUUCUAGUAGUUUUAGAAUAACGUCAUCAAGUUUAAUCCAAUUGGGUUGCCUUACAAUUUCAAAAAACUCCUAAAAAGGGAAAACUUCUCUGGCCACAUUAACUAUUCAGCCCCAGAAUUGAUCCUUGAAAAGACUAUGUUUUCUUCAAAAGUUGAUGUCUGGUCUUUAGGCUGCUCUCUUUACUACCUCGUUAUAAAAAAAGAUCCUUUCGAUGGACCUGACCCAAAUGAAAUCAAGAGGAAUAUCCUAAACUUAAACCUUGAAAAAAAUCAAUAUAUGAUGAUCCCAAUGUUUUUAAGACCAAUAAUUGAAGCUUGCUUUAUCCUGGAUGAAAAUGUCCGACCAACUACAAAAUAACUUAUGCUAUUAUUAAACUAAAUGUAACAAUCUUUCAAAUAUCAAAACUAAGAGCCACCUAGACCCAUUUAAAAUCAGUAAAUUCCAGUAUAAUAAAUGAAUAGCAGCAAUAAUAUAGGAUAUCAGCAAUGCACAAAGAUCGGAGGAUAAAAUCAGUUCUAUCCUUAGUAAACAAUGCAAAUGGUGGCCCCUUCUCAAUUAUAUCAAAACAUUAACCAAUCAGCUUACUCACCUAUGAAAAAUUAAAAUAAUAGUGUUUACUCUGGUAGCCCAAUCAAAUAGCAAAUUAUUCCUACUCAAUUUACUGAAUUUAUUCCUUAAUCAAAGAGGGUAAGCCAGUCUUAAAACUUUAAUUUUAUCUAGAGGCCAUAACUUUCAUCAGAUCAUCUAAUUGAUCAGAUGAACUAAAUGAGCAUUGGCUAGUAUUAGCAUAAAAAUUACGUAAAAAGUAAUCAUUCUUCGAGUUUAUUUGACAUGGAUAAUACUGAUAAGAUAGACUCUUAUGAAAGUAAAGAUAGACUCACAAACUACGAUAGCAACUUAUCUGAAGACCCCUAUAACGAAUAAUAAUUUUCAUUCUCUCCUAAUUCAAAGCAGCAUCAAUUAGCAGAGGAUAAAUUAGUUUUUCACAACAGGCAUAGUUAAAAUGAAAUCAAAGCAUUCAAUGACAAUGAAGGUAAUUAUUACUAGGGAGAAGUCUUCAAUAAUCAAAAGCACGGAUAAGGAAAGUAGAUGUUCGCUAACCAGAGUUUUUAUGAAGGUCAUUGGAAAAAUGAUCUUAUGGAUGGAUAUGGUAAACUUGUUCUCACUACUGGGGAAAUUUACAUUGGAUCAUUCGUUAAAGGAAAGAGACAAGGAAAAGGUAAACUUCUCAUCAAGCCAAGUGGGGAAGUUUAUGAAGGCGACUGGAAAAAGGAUAAGAUGACAGGAAAAGGAAAAUACUAUUAUACUAAUGACAAAGAAUUCGAGGGAGAUUUUGUCGAAGGAGCACCUUAUGGAUUCGGCAUCAUGAAAUGUCCUCAGUACUACUAUGAAGGCUACUUCAAAAGUGGUCUCUUUGAGGGCCAGGGGAAAUUCAUUGAUAAAAUCAACAAUCAAGUCUUUGAAUGUGAAUAUUAUGAUGGGAAACGCAGGGGUAAGGGUAAGUAAAUAAACAUUAUCUCAGGGGAUUCUUUCGAAGGAAUUUGGCUUGAGGAUAAGAAAAAUGGGCCAGGAGUCUAAAGUUACAAACAACUGGGCUAUUCUAUUAAGGGUAUCUGGAAGAGUGACGAAAUCGAAACUGUAAAUAUUAUUCACGACUAUCAUAUUAUCGAUGACGUAAACGAAUAUUAAUUUUGA
Molecule: messenger RNA, 2274 nt
Organism: Stylonychia lemnae
Lineage: Eukaryota; Ciliophora; Spirotrichea; Sporadotrichida; Oxytrichidae
Source: the annotation of a GenBank genome assembly